GGUUUCAGCUCACAUGAGAUGAAAGCUUGGAGACAGCACUGGAAUCAUCAACUUUACAAAGCUCUGGAGCAUCAAUAUCAAAUGGGCUUGGAAGCACUCAAUGAAAAUUUGCCAGAAAUAAAUAUUGAUCUAACAUUCAAGCAAGGCCGGUUACAGUUCAGACCUCCAUUUGAAGAAGUACGAGCCAGAUAUUACAGAGAAAUGAAGAGAUUCAUCUCCAUUCCAAAUCAGUUUAGGGGAGUGAGUGAGACAGAAGAUGAGGCCAUCUUCACUGUUAUGACUGAAAGAAAUGCCAGUGGAUUUCUGACUGCUUUCAGUAAGGCAGAAGAUUUGUUCAGAAGAUUGGCAGAAGUUUCUGAUCAAUUUCAGGAAUGGAUUGUAAUUGGCCAAGUAGAUAUGGAAACUCUGGUGAAGAAACACCUUUUGAGCAAACAGGACUGGGAAAAAAACUUCAAAGCAUUAAAAGUUAGAGGAAAAGAAGCAGAACGUCUUCCAAGCACCAUCAAGAUUGAUUGUUUAAUAGUUAAUUGCAAUCCUGUGAAAACUGUAAUUGAUGAUUUUAUCCAGAAGUUGUAUGAUGUUCUUGUCAUUUCUUUGAGAAAAUCUAUACAAGCACACCUGCAUGAUAUUUCUUCAUUUCUUACUGAUGCCAUGGAAACGUUAGUAGUUAGGCCCCAGACUAUAGAAGAAAUACAAGAAGACAAUUUAAAAUAUGCGCACCUACUUGAAGGAAAAGAAGAGAUUUUUACCCAGUUUCAAGAGGCUGAAGAUAAAAACAAACUACUGCGAACUGUGGCUGGUACAGGUUUGGACUCCAUCAGUAACCUAAGAGCUACCUGGGAUAAAUUUGAAUUAAUGAUGGAAAGCCAUCAGCUUAUGAUUACAGAGCAGAUUGAAAUGAUGAAAGGAAAUGUGAUGUCACGUAUUAAUAUAUAUCUCCAAAAUCUGGAGAAGUUUAAAGCUCGUUGGGAUCAGUUAAAGCCAAGCGAUGAUGUCAUUGAAACAGGUCAUCAGGAUGUGCUUGAGAAAAGUGCUCAGACCAUAAAGGAAAAAAAAAAGGAAUUUGAUGAACUUGAAGUCAUGAAGGGAAAACUCAUUGAAGAGUGCCAUCAUUUUAAACUGGAAGAACCGGACUUCUCUUUGGCAACAGUUGUAUGUCAGGAUAUUAAGAGUUGUGCAGAAAUUUGGGCAUUGUAUGAAGAAUUUUUUCAAGGUUUUCAGGAAAAAGCCAAAGAAGACUGGAUUACUUUUAGGAGUAAAACAUAUCUCUUUGAAGAGUUUUUGUUUAACUGGCAUGACAAAAUGAGGAAGAUAGAAGAACAUACUGUAAUGACAGUAAAGUUACAAAAAGAAGUAGACAAAUACAAGAUGGUAAUUCCUUUCCUAAAAUAUGUCAGAGGAGAACAUCUUUCACCAGACCAUUGGCUGGAUCUUUUUCGUAUUCUGGGUUUUCCCCGAGGUACUACACUUGAGGGUUUGUUAUUUGGAGAUCUGCUUAAAGUCACUGAUGCCAUUAUAGAAAAAGCAACAGAACUUAAGGAUUUGAAUUGUCGAGCACAAGGUGAAGUCACAAUCAGAGAAGCAUUACGUGAGCUUGAGCUAUGGGGAGCUGGAGCUAUUUUUACAUUAACAGAUUAUGAAGACAGCCAAAGGAAGACUAUCAGGCUUAUUAAAGACUGGAAAGACAUAGUCAAUCAGGUUGGAGAUCAUCGUUGUCUUCUACAGUCCCUCAAGGACUCCCCUUACUACAAAGGUUUUGAAGAUAAAGUGUCCAUCUGGGAAAAAAAAUUGGCCGAGUUGGAUGAAUAUUUGCAGAAUUUAAACCAAAUUCAAAGGAAAUGGGUCUAUUUGGAACCUAUAUUUGGUCGUGGAGCUCUACCCAAAGAGCAGGCUCGUUUUAACAGAGUUGAUGACGACUUUAGAUCAAUUAUGUCUGAUAUCAAGAGGGAUAAUAGGAUAACAUCACUGAAUGCCCGGAGAGGAUUAAGAAAUACCUUAAUUACGAUACUUGACCAGCUUCAGAGAUGUCAAAGAUCUUUGAAUGAAUUUUUGGAGGAAAAACGCUCAGCAUUCCCUAGAUUCUAUUUCAUUGGAGAUGAUGAUUUAUUGGAAAUCUUAGGACAGUCCAUGAAUCCGAUGGUCAUCCAGUCUCACCUCAAGAAACUUUUUGCUGGUAUUAAUAGUGUGAGCUUUGAUGAAGAAUUUAAAUAUAUAACUGCCAUGAAGUCAGUAGAAGGAGAAACUGUGCUACUUAAAAACAAAAUUCUUCUGUCAAAUGAUGUGGAGGUGUGGCUAAGCAGUUUGGCUUUGGAGAUGAAGGAGACCCUGAAAGAAUUGUUACUUGAUUGCAUUACUGCUGGAAAAAAAACACAAGGUUCAAUUGAUCCAUCUCUCUAUCCUUCUCAGAUUCUUUCAUUGGCAGAGCAAAUUCAGUUCACUGAAGAUGUAGAAAAUGCUAUCAAAGAGCAUAAUCUACAACAAUUAGAACUGGAGCUCAUGUCUAAACUGGAGCAUUAUACUAGCGUAGACACAAGUAUAGAAGGUGCCAGGAGUACAGAAUCGGAAAUCCUGGAUCUCAAGCUUAAAGCCCUGAUUCUUGAUAUUAUUCAUAACAUUGAUGUGGUCAAGCAGCUAAAUCAAGCUCAGGUUCACAGUGCUGAUGACUGGGCUUGGAAGAAGCAGCUGAGAUUCUACAUGAAAGAACAGAAAUGUUACAUUCAAAUGGUAGAUGCUGAACUCCAAUAUACUUAUGAGUAUCAGGGUAAUUCCCCUAAACUUGUUUAUACACCUUUGACAGAUAAGUGUUACCUAACUCUUACUCAAGCUAUGAGGAUGGGUCUUGGAGGAAAUCCCUAUGGUCCAGCUGGAACUGGAAAGACAGAAUCAGUAAAGGCCUUGGGUGGACUUCUUGGAAGACAAGUAUUAGUCUUUAACUGUGAUGAGGGCAUUGAUGUGAAGUCAAUGGGGCGCAUAUUUGUAGGCCUGGUCAAGUGUGGUGCCUGGGGCUGUUUUGAUGAAUUCAAUAGGCUUGAGGAAGCUGUACUGUCCGCAGUAUCCAUGCAGAUUCAGACAAUCCAGCAUGCUUUGAAGAAACACAGUCCUGUAUGUGAAUUGCUUGGCAAAAAGGUUGAAAUGGAUCAUAAUUCUGGAAUUUUUAUCACUAUGAAUCCUGCUGGAAAAGGUUAUGGAGGAAGACAAAAACUACCUGAUAACCUCAAACAACUUUUUAGGCCAGUUGCCAUGACCCAUCCAGACAAUGAACUCAUUGCAGAAGUCAUUUUGUAUUCAGAAGGCUUUAAGGAUGCUAAAAAGCUGGGCAGAAAAUUAGUGGCUAUUUUUAGUCUAGCCAGGGAGCUUUUGACACCACAACAGCACUAUGACUGGGGCUUACGAGCAUUGAAGACUGCUCUGAGAGGCUGUGGCAGUCUCCUUCGUCAGCGGAAGAAGUGUGAAACAAAGGAAGAAAUUAAUGAAAGUCACAUGGUGGUCCAGGCCUUGCGGCUUAAUACCAUGUCGAAGCUGACGUUUGCAGACUGUGCACGAUUUGAUGCACUGGUUAAAGAUGUCUUCCCUGGCAUUGACUUUAAAGAUGUGGAGUAUGCUGAGUUAAGUGCAGCUUUGCACCAAGCCUUUGAAGAAGCAAAUUUGGAAAUUAUAAGCACCCAGAUCAAGAAGGCUUUGGAAUUGUAUGAACAACUCCAUCAAAGAAUGGGUGUAGUUAUCGUAGGUCCAAGUGGUGCAGGUAAAUCAACACUUUGGCGGAUGUUAAAGACAGCGCUUGGCAAAACGGGCAGAGCAGUGAAGCAGUACACCAUGAAUCCUAAAGCCAUGCCUCGCCAGCAGCUGCUCGGCCACAUUGACAUGGACACCAGGGAGUGGUCUGAUGGGAUGCUUACCAACAGCGCUCGGCAGGUGGUCCGAGAACCCCGAGACAUUACCUCAUGGAUAAUUUGUGAUGGUGACAUUGAUCCUGAAUGGAUUGAAUCUUUGAAUUCUGUUUUGGAUGACAAUAGAUUGUUGACUAUGCCCAGUGGAGAAAGAAUCCAAUUUGGCUCAAAUGUUAAUUUUAUAUUUGAAACUCAUGAUCUUAGCUGUGCCUCUCCUGCUACAAUAUCUCGAAUGGGAAUGAUCUUUUUGAGUGAUGAAGAUACAGAUCUCAAUUCUCUGAUAAAGUCUUGGCUAAGAAGUCAGCCUGAGGAAUGCCGGUAUAACCUUGAAAAUUGGAUUGGGGACUAUUUUGAGAAAGCUUUAAACUGGGUUGUGAAGCAGAAUGACUAUGUGGUAGAAACAAGUCUAGUUGGAACUGUGAUGAAUGGACUCUCUCAUCUACAUGGAUGUGCUGAUCGUGGGCAGUUUAUCAUUAACUUGCUACGGGGUCUUGGUAACAAUCUCAACAUGAAAUCACGACAAGAGUUUACAAAACAGGUUUUCACUUGGGCACGAGAAUCUCCACCAGAUCCCAGGAAGCUUCUGGACACAUAUUAUGAUCCAGGCACUGGACAGCUAAUGACAUAUCAACUGAAAAAACCUGAAAAUCUAACAGCUGACGACUUCAGUAAUCUCCAAACGCUUCCUGUCAUCCAAACUCCUGACAUGCAGAGAGGUUUAGAUUACUUUAGACCUUGGCUAGAUUUUAACAAUAAGCAGCCAUUUCUUCUUGUGGGUCCUGAAGGAUGUGGAAAAGGGAUGCUGCUUCGUUAUGCAUUUUCUCAACUCCGAUCCACGCAGAUUGCUACUAUUCACUGCAGUGCACAAACUACCUCUCAACAUCUUCUGCAAAAAUUGAGUCAAACCUGCAUUGUAAUCAGUACAAACACUGGGCGAGUAUACAGACCAAAGGACUGUGAAAGGCUUGUUUUGUACUUAAAGGAUAUCAACCUGCCGAAACCGGAUAAGUGGGGAACAAGCACUCUCGUGGCUUUUCUGCAGCAGGUUCUGACAUACCAAGGAUUUUAUGAUGAAAAUCUGGAAUGGGUUGGUUUGGAAAACAUCCAAAUUGUGGCUUCUAUGUCUGCUGGAGGAACAUUAGGAAGGCAUAAACUUACUACCAGAUUUACUUCUAUUGUUCGGAUUUGUGCAAUUGACUAUCCAGAGAGAGAGCAACUGCAAACUAUUUAUAGUGCCUACUUGGAACCUGUACUGCAGAAAAAUCUAAAGAAUCACCCUGCCUGGGGUUCUUUACCAAAAAUACAUCAGCUAGCAGGAUCUAUGGUUCAAGUAUAUGAGCAGGUACGGGCAAAAUUCACUGUUGAUGAUCACAGUCAUUACCUCUUUACCCCGUGUAUUCUUACUCAGUGGGUUCUUGGUUUAUUCAGAUAUGAUUUAGCAGCUGGAUCAUCAACACAAACUGCAGAAUAUGUAUUGGAAAUUGUUGCUUACGAAGCACAUCGUUUAUUCCGUGACAAAAUUGUUGGCAUGAAAGAACUCUCUAUAUUUGAUAAUAUUUUAAUGAAAGUGUUUCAAGGUGACUGGGGCUCAGAUGUUCUGGAUAAUAUGGCAGAUACCUUCUACGUAACUUGGGGAGCUUGUCAUGAGACAUGCAUUGCUCCAGGACAGGCACUACCACCUCAUGGGAGGCCUCUUGGCAGGCUAAGCUCAGCAGACCUGAGCGAUGUUAUUAAAAAAGGCAUUACUCAUUAUGGGCGAGACAAAAAAGAGAUUGAGAUUCUACUGUUCCAAGAAGUCAUCUAUUAUAUGUCCAGAGUGGACAGAGUGUUAAGUUUUCCUGGAGGAUCACUCCUGUUGGCAGGGCGGAGCGGUGUCGGUCGUCGAACAGUUACAUCUUUAGUUAGUCAUAUGCAUGGAGCUGUUCUGAUUACUCCCAAAAUUUCCAGAGGCUAUGGGCUGAAGCAAUUCAAAAAUGACCUUAAACAUGUGAUGGAGCUUGCUGGCAUCGAAGCACAGCAGGUGGUGUUACUGCUUGAGGACUACCAGUUUGUUCACCCCGCAUUCCUCGAGAUGAUCAACAGUUUACUCUCUUCUG
Molecule: messenger RNA, 5983 nt
Organism: Tinamus guttatus (white-throated tinamou)
Lineage: Eukaryota; Metazoa; Chordata; Aves; Tinamiformes; Tinamidae
Source: RefSeq, a predicted model, not a curated record